CAGACGAGCUGCUUGUGGACUGUACUGAGAGCUUGGAGUCUUGCACUGAACCACACGGAGUUAUGUACUGUGCUCAUCCUGUCUCUGGCACAGGCAACAACUCAUUGAUGUAUUGCUACAACAUGAAACCAGUUUAUGGGCAGUCUCCCACUAAUGACGACAUCAACCAGAACCCAUCUUCACAUCCGUCCACCAAGGCGCACAACAAUGUGUUCGCAAGCACCUUCUUUGAGGGGACGAGCAAUUCGCCCGACAUCUGGAAUGCUGUAAAUGGGCUGAACCAGCAGGGCUAUGAAGGGGCACUGGGAGCAGCCACAACCCACCAAACACAGCCGGGGAGCUACAGCAGCCUGCAGCCGCCACAUCACAGUCACCUGGACUACUCUCCACAUUCAGUGAUGGCUGUUGACAUGAACAGGGCUCUCCCACCAAUGUCCACUUUUCACCGCAACAAUACAGCAUCACGCACUUCUUCAAUCAACACCUCAGAGAAUUCAACAGGGAGCAAAGGACAUGUGUCAGGAGGGUCACAGACAGGCGAUACCUUGGGCAAAGCUCUGGCCUCUAUUUAUUCCCCCGAUCACACCAGCAGCAGCUUCCCCUCCAGCUCGUCCACACCGGUGAGGUCUCCGUCCCCGCUGCCCAACACAGCUGAACCUGCAGGUACCAACAUGUGGCCCCGGAGUUCAGUUCAGGCGCCAGUUUCACCGCAAUAUGAAUCUUCACUCAUAUCAUUGUCUCAGGUGGAGGACCGAUUGGACAGACUGGACGAUGUGAUCCACGUCCUGAGGAACCACGCUGUGGGCCCCACGGCCGGCCUGCCCACUGACAUCCACGGCCUGCUGAACCAGAACCUCCACGGCCACCCGGGAUCCGCCAGCACUCUACCCCUCACCUGCCACACUCCAUCCAUGGUUGAAGCUGUUAACAUGAACAACAACCACUCAGCCUUCCAGAGCCGCAUGCAAAAUGGCCGCCCAUAUCCAGCCAGGCAGAGGACGACUCUUCAGCCCAUGCAAAGUGGAGGAGGUCUGGGAGUUCAGAGUAAUCUGGAGCUGAAGAUGGAGAGCGGGGACAGGGAAGAGAUGAUGCACACCAAUCAAAGCCACAGCCCUGACAGCCAGAGAUCAGAUGAGGAGAGCGAAUUCAAAACACAAGGAGAAAACAGCGGGAAUAACAGUAUCCACGAGGACGAGGAUCUGAGCCCGGAGCAGAAGGCCGAACGUGAGCGCGACCGGAGGAUGGCCAACAACGCCCGUGAACGCCUGCGUGUGCGGGACAUCAACGAGGCCUUCAAGGAGCUGGGCCACAUGUGUCAGCUGCACCUGAAGAGCGAGAAGCCCCAGACCAAGCUGCUGGUGCUGCACCAGGCCGUGGCUGUGAUCCUGAGCCUGGAACAACAAGUCAGAGAGAGAAACCUGAACCCGAAGGCAGCGUGUCUGCGGAGGAGAGAGGAAGAAAAGGCGCCUGCAGUCAUGACGGAUCCACAGUCCAUGCAUCUCGCUUUCCACCCCAGUCUGACAGACCCAGCAAACCCCAUGGGCCAUCUCUGAGCAUCUGAUAAUAACUGCAUCCAGUUAUCCAGCGUCAAAGUAGAUGUAGAGAGCAAACCCAGGAAGCAUCCAGCUGUUUUGGACGUCCAGCUUCUAAAUUCGGACCAGAGUGGAGGGGUCGACCUCUCGGUUGAACAAUCAUCUCUUCGUUUCCCAAACUGACUUCUAACUUUGUGCCUAAACUUUACUUGUAACAGACGAAAUGCAUUGUAAGCUGCAGAUGUUUUGUACAUAUUUUGUAUAUUUAUUGUCUGUUUUGAAUAUAUCUGUAAUGAUGAAACCCAGGAGUGAUGAGGCAUCAUCUGCAGUUUUUCAUUUUUGGCAGAGCCAGAUAUGUUUCUGACUGACUUUUACAGUGUGUUAGUUUCCACCGUACUCAGAGGACUGACAUUCCCACGUUUGUGUGUUCAGACAGCGGAUUUCAUUUGCCCUGUGGCAUGUGUGUGUGUGUGUGUGUGUGUGUGUGUGUGUGUGUGUGUGUGUGU
Messenger RNA from Centropristis striata (black sea bass), 2038 nucleotides. RefSeq names its product transcription factor 12-like. NCBI's taxonomy places the organism in Eukaryota, Metazoa, Chordata, Actinopteri, Perciformes, Serranidae. The record is from RefSeq and is a predicted model, not a curated record. Gene Ontology annotation, molecular function: protein dimerization activity; RNA polymerase II cis-regulatory region sequence-specific DNA binding; DNA-binding transcription factor activity, RNA polymerase II-specific. Bases 63 to 1553 code for a protein of 496 amino acids. Gene Ontology annotation, biological process: regulation of transcription by RNA polymerase II. The transcript is spliced from 13 exons. Gene Ontology annotation, cellular component: transcription regulator complex.